AUGAUAACAACCGAAAGAGCAGUCAUAAGUCCAGUAGUAUACACAGUUUUUCUUGAUCCACCGUUGAAAUUGUCUUCUGAAUAUUGUUCUUGGUUUUCCCCGUCUCCUGGUACUAGUGGUGUUGGUGUAACAGAUGUAGAUGAUGUGGAGGCAGAUGAUGUGGAGGCAGGUACUAGUGGUGUUGGUGUAACAGAUGUAGAUGAUGUGGAGGCAGAUGAUGUGGAGACAGGUACUAGUGGUGUUGGUGUAACAGAUGUAGAUGAUGUGGAGGCAGAUGCUGCUAGAGUGCUAGUAGACUUGGAUUUAGGAAGCUUUCCGGUACUGCUGCUAAUAAUAGUAGUACUAGUGUUAACUACUGCAAUUUGUGUGGAUGUUCCUGUGGUGCUUGCAGUAGGAGCUAGAGCAGGUGUUAAAGCAGAAGUGGAAGUGCUAAUUGGAACAGGUGCAUUUUUAUUAGUAACUUUUGGAGCUUUUUUAUUGUCAACAGUUGUGGCUGUCUCUGUGGCAUUUAGUGAAGUUGAUAAGCUAUCUGUUGUUGUAUUUGGUGCCGCUUGUUUAAUCGCUGCUGCAUCAACUGAAACUGUCGAGCCCAAUAAUAAAAUUAAUAAUUGA
Messenger RNA from Entrophospora candida, 612 nucleotides. NCBI's taxonomy places the organism in Eukaryota, Fungi, Glomeromycota, Glomeromycetes, Entrophosporales, Entrophosporaceae. The record is from the annotation of a GenBank genome assembly.